This is a messenger RNA of Podarcis muralis (Common wall lizard), 2365 nucleotides long. RefSeq names its product leptin receptor overlapping transcript (gene LEPROT). Gene Ontology annotation, cellular component: endosome. The record is from RefSeq and is a predicted model, not a curated record. Gene Ontology annotation, biological process: late endosome to vacuole transport via multivesicular body sorting pathway; negative regulation of growth hormone receptor signaling pathway. Lineage: Eukaryota; Metazoa; Chordata; Lepidosauria; Squamata; Lacertidae.
GACACAUUAUUCUCCGCCUCCUCUGCUUCGUCGUCCAGCGAGAGAGAGAGAGCGCAAAAAAGGCGCCCCGCAAAAGAAAAGGAGACAUGGCGGGGAUUAAAGCCCUUGUUGGCUUAUCGUUCACUGGAGCUAUGGGUCUGACGUUUCUUGUAUUGGGGUGUGCACUGGAAAGUUACGGCGUCUACUGGCCUUUAUUUGUUUUGAUAUUUUACUUCAUAAGUCCUAUUCCCCACUUCAUCACAAAAAGAGUAAGCGAUGAUACUGAUGCCGCAAGCAGCGCCUGCAGGGAGUUGGCAUGUUUCUUCACGACUGGAAUUGUGGUUUCUGCCUUUGCGUUUCCUAUUAUCCUUGCACGCGUUGAAGUGAUCAAGUGGGGAGCUUGUUGCCUUGUUCUGGCUGGAAAUGCAGUAAUUUUCAUUACCAUUUUAGGCUUUUUUGUUCUAUUUGGAAGAGGAGAUGAUUUUUCCUGGGAACAGUGGUAGACUUCACCAUGGAUUUUCAUAUGGAUCUGCACUUUAGGGCUUACAGGGAGCUUUACUAUGACACGGAUCUUAGAGUGCAUUGUAUGUAUGUAUGUAUGUAUGUAUGUGUAUACAUGCAUACGCAUAUGAUGACAUAUAUUAUUUGCAUGCAUUAAUAGCUUUACACUAUUGCAAGGCUUCCCAAACUUGGAUCUUCAGCUGUUUUUGGACUACAGUUCCCAUCAUCCCUGACCACUGGUCCUGCUAGCUAGCGAUGAUGGGAGUUGUGGUCCAAAACCAAUGGGAAAAACCAUGCACUAUUGGAUAUGGGUCCGCUUUUUGUAUCUGGUGCCAGCCUAACACAGGGUAAAUGUAUUGCCUUUUAAGUACUAGUCUUUCUCUUUAGUUGGAUACAUGCAACUUGCUGCAAUUUGUGAGAAUUUUUUGGACUGCAACCUACAUUUUGCAAAUUGGGACUGUCUUGCAGGUUAGGUGGAUUUGCAGUGAUGUGGAGUUUUGUUUCAAUACUUAAAUUUGAUACAACUUUUGCUUUUUAAAAACAAAAAAAUCCUGAAGUACAGAAAAAAGGUAUUGAAAGUAUAUCAAAUGCAAAAAAAAAAGUUUCAUUUUGCCAAAGUGCUGAAAUAACUGUAGUAAGCAUUUCUUCGUGACAAUAGCACAAAGACAUUUUAAUGUUAAUGUUUGUAAAAUACUCAGACUAUUUGAUUCUUAAAUUACUCAGGGUUUGUAAUGCUUUGAAAUACACUCUUAAAGAAGAGCUUUUGCAUGAGUGAGAAAAUGGGAUACAAUCCUGCAGCUGCAUUUCAUGCAUUGACAGUUCGAUUCUGUGUUGCUGGAAGUUUUGAGAUAAUUAAUUUUAAAAGUAGUUUUAGCUCUGGUAAGAGUAGAGGUAUUAAAAAUUAACGCUGCCCUCCUCUACACGUUUGCUUGGGAGUAACCCAGACACCAGUUUACUCUACUGAAGACAGUGGGAUUUAUUCCUGAGUCAACAUGCAUAGGGUUAGGUUGUGAAGUUGCCUUAUAAAUUAUGCUGCAGCAAAAAAUUUAGCUUUGAUCUUCUUUUCCUGGUGUUCCAAAAGUCUGUCUUUCACCAUCACUUUCAAAUAAUACAGAAUACACCUUUUUAAAGGUGGCAUGAUAAAGGCAAAUGAUAAUGUUCACUUUCUGGCGCAGGGAUGGGUAUCCCGUAGCCUCUGGCCUUAUUUCAUGUGGCCUUCAAUCUGAUUUAAUCUGGGUAUUCAAAAGGGUGUGCCUUGCCUAGCUCUGGGACCUGCCCCUCCAAAACUGACUUUGGUCGCACCCACCUUGACCAAGUGUGACCUUCAAAAGGAGAUCGGUUUCCCAUCUCUGUUCUAAAAGGUGCUUUACUCUUUAAAGUGGGAACACAAGUUAUUUUAUAGGUGAGAUAUAGUGAUGAAAGUUCCCACCCCCCAUUUAAUGUGCAAACUCAAAUUACUAUUUGUGGUGGUGUGAAAUAAAGAGUUACUGCAAGGGUUAUAAAGGUUCCUGUGAGCAUGAUACUGCUUGGCUCCAAGCUUGUCAUCCUGCCAGUAUCUCUGACCAUUUAUGUUAGCGAUUUUCAUUAUAUAGUAAAGGGGGGGAAAAGUAUUGUGGUACCCUAAAUACUCAUAGUAAUCUUACUCCAAAGUGCCUUUCUCCAAGAUUAUUGUGUUCUGCAGGAGGCAUUUGCAUCAAAGCCAUGCUGCAUGUAUUUGAUAAACAUUGCUUUGCAUUCUCUUGUUGACGAUGUUUCAUAUACAGCAUAUAUGAACUUUUCUAACCUUUGUAAUUUAUGUCAUUUGAAGUACUGGAAUUGCACAGUAUUAGAAUACAUUUGUGAAUGUAUUUUUUAAAAACUCAAUAAAAUUUUACUUCAAAGCCUU